Molecule: messenger RNA, 4463 nt
Organism: Anopheles nili
Lineage: Eukaryota; Metazoa; Arthropoda; Insecta; Diptera; Culicidae
Product: neuroglian
Exons: 7
Coding region: 1-3843 (1280 amino acids)
Biological process (GO): cell-cell adhesion
Molecular function (GO): protein binding
Source: RefSeq, a predicted model, not a curated record
AUGUGGUGGACGAAGACCCGUGGUGCCGGCCAGGCCGCUGGUUACACCCAGCUGCUUCUAGCCGCCACCUUCAUGAUGAUGCUCAACGUUAUGGCAGUUCACAGUCUAAUCCACUCACCACCCCGCAUUAUCAAACAACCACCACCGGACGAGAUGCUGUUCCAGGUGGCGCAACAAGGCGAAAGUGACAAACCAUUCCUCAUCGAAUGUGAAGCUGAAGGCGAACCGACACCCAAAUAUCGCUGGAUUAAAAACGGCAAAAAGUUCGAAUGGCAAACGUACGACGACCGAAUGUCUCAGCAGCCAGGGCGUGGCACGCUAGUCAUCACGUCACCACGAGAUGAGGAUCUCGGUCAAUACCAGUGCUUUGCAGAGAACGAACACGGUACAGCCACGUCCAAUUCAGUGUUCGUGCGCAAGGCCGAACUCAACUCCUUCAAGGAUGGCUCACCACAGACGUUGCAAGCGGAUGAGGGCAAACCGUUCAAGCUAGUGUGUCAGCCUCCAGACGGCUGGCCGAAACCGAACGUGUACUGGAUGAUCCAAAACAUGGAUGGCGGCAUCCGCAGCAUCAACAACUCGCGCAUGACGCUCGACCCAGAGGGCAACCUGUGGUUCUCGAACGUUACACGCGAUGACGAAUCGAACGACUUCUUCUAUGCGUGCGCGGCAUCGUCCGUGUUCCGCAGUGAGUACAAGAUCGGCAACCGAGUGUUGUUGCAGGUGAAGCAGACUGGCAUUUCGGCGGCACAGAACCGACACCAGCCUCAUCGCCAGUAUGUUUCGCGCAAAAACGAGGUGGCGCUGAAGGGCAAACAGGUGGAGUUGUUCUGUAUAUAUGGAGGCACACCACUGCCAGAAACGGUAUGGACGAAGAAUGGUCGCGCUAUUAUCUGGAACGAUAAGAUCCAGCAGGACAACUACGGCAAGUCACUUAAGAUUCGACGCGUCUCCUCGGAAGACGCUGGCACCUACACGUGUGAGGUGUCGAACGGUGUCGGCAAUGCUGACUCGUACUCGAUCAACCUGGCUGUAAAUGCCGUUCCGUACUUUACCGUUGAGCCGGAGAUAGUGAAUGCUGCCGAAGGAGAGACAGCCGAGUUCCAAUGUAAAGCAGCCGGUGAUCCCAGCCCAAAUAUCGUAUGGAUCCACAACGGACGCCCAAUAGACCAAAGCCAACGUAAUCCGCGACGAAUUGUCGGUACCAACAGCAUUCGCUUCUCCAAACUGGCUAAGAGCGAUACCGGAAAUUACGGUUGUAACGCAACCAACUCGCUCGGUUAUGUGUACAAAGAUGUUUAUCUUAAUGUGCUGGCACUGGCACCAGAGAUUACCGAUCCACCGAAGCGCGAGUUUACAGUCGAUCAGCGUAACGUGACUAUGACCUGCCGUGUGUUUGGUGCUCCGAAACCGCAGGUCAAAUGGCUGCGCAAUGAUCGCGAAUUGACUGGCGGUCGCUACCAGAUCAUGCCGACUGGCGAUCUCUUCAUACGGAAUGUGAAAUUCGAUGACGCUGGCGAAUAUACGUGUCACGCGUUCAAUAAUCUCGGCACAAAGACAGCGUCAGGUGAGUUGAUCGUGAAGGAGCAUACGGUUAUCAACGAUCCACCGCAGGACUACGAGGUGCAAGCGGGAACAACGGCAACAUUCCGCUGUAACGCCGUGGCGGAUUCAUCGCUGGAGCUCACGAUCGAAUGGCUCACUAAAGGUGAACUGAUCGACUUCGAAAACCAGCCACGCUUCAUCCGCACGUCGGACAACUCGUUGAUGAUCUCGAAAACUAUUGAGUUGGAUACUGGUACCUACACGUGUUUAGCACGCACUGAUCUGGACGAAGUGAUGGCGAACGCAACGCUAACCGUCAUGGACAGGCCCAAUCCACCAUCCUUGAUUAAACUUACAUGCUCAGAAAAGACGGCCAGGAUUCAGUGGGUGUCCAACGGAGACAAUCGAUCACCAAUUUUGUUUUACACCAUCGAGUAUAAUACUUCUUUUACGCCAGACUCCUGGAGCGAAGCAUGGAAAGAAGUACCUGGUACCGAUCUGGCCUGGGUAGUAACCUUGACUCCCUGGAACAACUACACUUUCCGCGUGAUUGCUGUCAACAAGAUUGGAAGUUCGCUACCAUCGGGUCACAGUGAGGUUUGUACCACCUCGUCGAGUGUGCCUUACAAGAAUCCGGACAAUUUGGAGGGUGAGGGCACGGAACCGAACAAUCUCGUUAUCAAAUGGAACCCGAUGGCGGAAGUAGAUCACAAUGGACCUGGCUUCCACUACCGCGUUUACUGGCAACGGGACGACGUACCAAGUGCUCCCUGGAACUCGGUAGACGUGCGAGAUUGGCGGCAAUCCUCCUAUACUGUUGAAGGGCUGCCUACCUUCACUCGAUAUCUCAUCAGGGUGGUAGCGCUGAAUGACCGUGGUGAGUCCAAUUCAGGUCCAUGGCAAAAAUACGUGUACUCGGGCGAAGACAAACCUCUGGAAGCUCCAACGAAUUUUACGCUCAUCCAAGUAACUGGUCCGACUACGGCCAUUUUGAGCUGGAACCCAGUAGACCCCAAUUCACUGCGAGGUCACUUUAAGGGUUAUAAGAUCCAGACUUGGACUGAAGCGGACGGUGAAGAAAAUAUGCGCGAGAUUUUGAUUACUUCAGAUUCCAAACAAGCGCUAGUUACCGACUUUGUGCCCGAUUCGACCAACUACGCCCGCAUCCUCGCCUACAACGGCCGAUACAACGGUCCUGCUAGUACGACGCUUUCUUUCGACACCCCUGAAGGAGUCCCCAACACGAUUCAAGCGCUUGAGGCUUAUCCCCUUGGAUCAUCUGCCUUCCUGUUGCGCUGGAAGAAGCCGUUGCAACCGAACGGAAAGCUUACUGGCUACCGAAUGUACUACGAGGAAGUAAAGGGCACCACGGUGGGUCCACGCAUGGAACGCGAGCCACACAUUUCAGAUCCUGCAGUGUUAGAGGCUAAGUUGGGUCGUCUCAAGCCAAGCGUCAAAUAUCGUAUUCAUGUGGUUGCCACGACCAAAGCUGGUGAAGGACAAGACUUCUACAUCGAGCGAGCAACUUCGACUGGAGUAGGAAUGCCUCCGGAUGUACCUAACUUUUACUGGGAAAACCUGCAUUCGGACAAUGGGCUUGCGAACAUCAAGGUUGUGUGGCAGCCAGCGCUUGGCGGCAAGGCCGGUUCACACUUCUACGUAAAGUAUCGUGUUAAGGAUGAAUCCAGCUGGCAAACAACCGAUCCAGAAUUAUACGAAAAUUACCUCGUAGUGCAUGGUAUCAAUCCAGAUCAUUUAUACGAGUUCCGCGUUGUCUCUGUUGACGGCGAGUAUCAAACUGAAUCCCAAACACAGGAAAUUGACACUUACGGAAUCGAGAGCUCCGUCAAGGUGCCAGGCGAUAACAUUGCGACGGCAGGCUGGUUCAUAGGCAUGAUGCUGGCGAUCGCUUUCCUCAUUUUAGUUCUGAUCAUUAUAUGUAUUGUGAAACGCAAUCGCGGUGGCAAGUACGACGUGCACGAUCGCGAGUUAGCGAAUGGCCGUAACGAUUACACUGAAGAGGGCGGCUUCCCAGAAUACUCGCAACCUGUUUUACGUGAUUACAGUUUGGACAAUAAAAGCCAGGGCCGACAAUCGCUGAACUCGCAAAAAGUAGGACCGGAAAGUGAUACAGAUUCCAUGGCGGAAUACGGUGAAGGUGAUACAGGUGGUCAGUUUACGGAAGAUGGCUCAUUCAUCGGCCAGUACGUCCCGGGCAAGCCACCGGUUAGUGCCCAGUCCACACCACAAAAUCCAUCGUUACAAGGUGCUAAUGCUGGUAUGGCAACGUACGUCUAAGGAAGUGGAACCAAGAACCCAUCGACACCAUGAAGCCGAUGGAUGCGAUAUGCCACCACGCAGUAUAUUAUGAAAUGCGUCAUAAGAGCGUAACCUCUGUAAAGCGAAUUGAAGGAUAAAGGAUACUGGCGAAGCAACAUCAAUGCUUUGGCAGCACUGCUUAGUUCGAUUCUUAGUAUUAAAGUCAUAGCAGAUUUAUUUUCUACUCGUCAUUUAGCAUUCUGAAACGUGCUGGAAUAGAAUUUUAAUUUCCUUGCGCGAAUCAUAUACGCCUCUCGGCUUUUCUUUAUCGGUUUUGUUAGCAGUCACUAGAGGAAGCGUUAGAAUUUCAUGGUGAAUAUGAAUUAUAAUAAUAAUCAGCUGCUAAGCACUAAAAAACUGGCAAUGAAUUGUCAGAGAAAGAACGUCCGAUACAAACCAAGAAUCUCGAUCGAAUUAUACUGCAGUGCUUCUAAAGCAGUGAUGUUCCCGUAGGAUUUUUUUUAAUAAUGUCGAGCGUUCAUACUCUAGAUAUUUUUUAGUUUGGAAACAAUAUUUGUUCUAUAAGCAACGGAAAGUAAAACAGACGAAUUCUUUAUUUUUAAACAUAAUUUAUAAUAAAGCAUUAAUAGGAACCGUGA